Molecule: messenger RNA, 3930 nt
Organism: Gavialis gangeticus (Gharial)
Lineage: Eukaryota; Metazoa; Chordata; Crocodylia; Gavialidae
Product: rho GTPase-activating protein 20-like
Exons: 15
Coding region: 299-3736 (1145 amino acids)
Biological process (GO): regulation of Rho protein signal transduction; signal transduction
Molecular function (GO): GTPase activator activity
Source: RefSeq, a predicted model, not a curated record
CGAGGAGGAGCAACUUAGCUAGAUGCUGUCUCAGCUGAUCAGGAAAAGCAAGCAGGCAAUGUUACUUGCUCCACUCACUCCCAUGCCCGGGGGCUGGGAGCUCAGCUCGGAACUCAAGGAUUAAUGGACUGAUCCACUAACAAUUGGGACUUGUAAAACAUACCCCGUCACAAGCCCCCUCCCUGGGUUUCCCCCCUCUCUCUGCACCUCUCUCUCCUCUGACUGUGUCUGUAGGUGAACAUGUGAGGUUGGGAAUAAAUCAUGCACACAGAAGAAGAACCACCAGCCAGCCAGGAGGAUGACUCCUCAGCAGAAGUCUAAUCUGCCGAAGGGGCAGAGCGAAGAAGAUCUGAGAUUGUGGAUGCAGGAGUGGGGCAAGAAGAUGAAACCCAUAGUCCAAAGAAGACGCUCUACCCCAUCUGCUAUUACCAAAGCUCUCAGCAAGUCCAAACACCAUUCCAGGGAAAUUACAGUUUCCUCGUCCCAUCCAGAUAAUGGGCUGCCAACCGGGGCUUUUAGUAGCCCUAAUUCUGUUUUCAUCCUGGAUGAGCGCGUACAGCUAACUGUGGGACUGCAGACCCAAGAGAGACACUUGUUCCUCUUCAAUGACAUGCUGAUCAUCGCCAAGUCAAAGUCUUCCUCAAGCUUGAAGCUGAAGAAGCAAGUGCGUCUCAGUGAAGUGUGGACAGGCACCUGCCUCAGUGAAGUGACGGAGAAGAAAAUGAGUCCAGAGCAUUCCUUUGUCAUUGGCUGGCCCACCACCAACUGUGUCAUCACCUUCAGCUCAUCCGAGGUGAAAGAACGGUGGCUCACAACAUUAUUGUGGCAAAUCAAUGAGACAAAACAGAAUGAAUAUCUGAAAGCCCUGAGUCUCCAAAUGCUUGUACUGGAUAUUGAAAACUGUUCUUCUACUGCUACAGUCAAUGUGUCUAAUACAGAAAUAGCAGACAAUGUGAUCAAGAAGACAGUUCAUCAGCUUGGACUUCCUGGCAGACCAAGUGACUACCAUCUCUGGGUGAUAUCUGGAAAGGAUGAUCCUGCUUACCCUUUAAUUGGCCAUGAGCAUCCUUUCAGCAUUGUCUUGAGCUCCCUCCAAGACACUGUUGACCAGCAUCAAGGUACCAACAACAAUACACUCCUGGCUGAUGGCACAGAGGCUUCCCCCCUGGACCAGCUUCCCAAGGACAGACAGUGCCAAUUCAUCCUGAAACCCAAGCCCCAAGCGCCAAUGCAGCUGAGGAGAGAAUCAUUGCAGAAACAUACCAAGAGGAAGAAAUCCUUGAUUGAUUGGGCCCUGCGUCGGAGCACAAGCACUCCCACAGGCAGUCCACCAUCACACUCCCCAACGACACCACGGAAGCUUUUUGGCCUGUCUCUGUCCUCCGUCUGCCCUGAUGGACUCCUUCCCAAGCCAAUUAUGGAUAUGCUGCUUCUCCUCUACCAUGAAGGUCCCUCCACAAGGGGCAUUUUCAGGCGCUCAGCCAAUGCCAAGACCUGUAAGGAACUGAAAGAGAAACUGAACUCUGGAGAUGAGGUCCAGAUGGAUGGGGAGUCCGUCUUUGUGGCUGCAGCAGUCAUCACAGAUUUUCUACGAAAUAUACCUGACAGUGUUCUAUCCUCAGACAUGCACGGGUUAUGGAUGGAAGCUGUGGACACAGAAAAUCGAGCACAUAAGACAGAAGUCAUUAAAAGCUUGGUGAAUCAGCUCCCAGAAGCCAACCUCCUUUUACUCCGAUACCUCUUUGGAGUCCUGCACCACAUUGAGCAGAAUUCAGGAGUGAAUCAGAUGAAUGCCUUCAACCUGGCUCUCUGCAUAGCUCCCAACAUGCUGUGGCUUCCCAGUCCUACUGGGCCCGAAGAAGAAAGCAGGUCUACAAAGAAGGUGGCCAUGCUAGUGCAAUUUCUGAUUGAAAACUCAGCAGAAAUUUUUGGAGGGGAUAUUGCAUCGUUGUUUCGAAGACCAGACAAAGAGAAAUCAAAAGGCUCAGAGGACUCCCUAGGUACUAGAAUGGCCCAGCACGAUGAUUCAUCCGAUGAGAUGGAGUUUGGUGCCUGCGAUCAGGAAAGACCAAAGCACCAGCCAGUUCCUGAAGCAGACAUUGUGUUUGACCCAUCCGGUGAUUUGUUACUCGAUGAAGAGCAGGAAGACUGGGACUUGUUUAGUGAGAUCGCAGCCUGCUACCAGAGCAAAACCAGGAAAAAUGCCAGUGCAGACAGCUAUGACCUUCUGGAGGAGGAGGGCUCCUUCUGCUCCAUGGGCUCAAUACGCUCGCUGAGCCCAGCAAGGGAUCGGUGCUCAUCUGAGCCCAGUGUCUGUGUCAGCUCUCAACUCCCUGCCCAGAGCCACGAGCCAGUAGCCCGCCAGUCCAGCUGCGAUGCCACCAUCAUGCACAGUCACACGGACUACAUUCAUAGGCUGAAGCAGCUGCAGCUGGAGAGCCAGAAGCUGAUUGAUGAAGGCCUGAGUCCCAGGGUUAAUAAAACCAGGCCGAAUUUCUGGCGCUCACCUCAGACUGGAGCUAGGGUGAAGAAGCUGAGCUUUCAAAAAAACAGUCUGUCCAAUAGGUCCAGCUUUUCCAGCCUGUCCUCUACCACCACUUCUCCCUCUGCCUCCUCAUUAAGUUCCUUAGACAGUGCUUUCUCCUACUGCUCAGAGUCUUCAGCCUUCAGCCCCACAGAUGUCUCCUCCUUGCCUUUCAUGUUCGGCACUUCUGCCAGGCUCUACGCCUUAUCUCCAAAGGCAGCAAAGCAGUCCCAGAAAGAGUGGCACAAGCCCUUAACCUCUCCUUUGCCCUUGAACCCUUGCAAUUUGGACUCUUGUAAUGAGUAUGAGCAAAAGGACAUAGGGUGCAGCCAUAGCACUGGGGAAGUAAAGGGCUUUACCCCCAUCAAUGGAGGUGCCGUGGGAAGCUUGCUAAAUGAGAGUGGCAGUGAAGGGGAGGAAAGAGAGAUGGGAAGUACAGGGCUCUCUGGACAGGGUUGUCACACAAGAAGUGAAGGUUAUUUCAAAGAGUGUAAUCACAACGCAGGCCAUGGCACCCACACCCAAGACAGUGAAAGCUCCUCUGCAAUCAGCCGGCAAGUGCACAGAGAGAAAUCAGUGAAGCACAUUGAAAUAAAGGGCUCUGAGGUGUCCAGACAGGAAAGCCUGAAGCGUACCAAGAUAACCUUUUACAUGGCCCCAAAUACAGAAAGUCCAAGGGGGUCUCCAGUAGAGCAGGAAGAGAAAGGUUUGGCUGUGAACCUCAGCACCAGCAACUCAAGCAGCAGUGAACAAAGCGCCUCCAGGAGUCUACCGACAGUUAGAGUGCAGAUCCCCCAGACAGUGUUUUACGGGCAAAACACCCCGUUGGUGCUGCAGUCAGUCUCCAGGCGAUACCAUCAUGAAUGGACCAACCACUCCCUGCAAGCAGAAUACAGUCAGGUUGGCCAGAACACCUCCCCUCCAGAGGAGCUGGCAGAGGAGGCACAACCAGAGGCACAGGCCAAAACCCACAGCAAAAACAUCAACACCUUCAGUCACACCAUCCGCAUCAUCCUCCCUGCCUCCAUCCGCAGCACCGUCCGGGAGUACUUCAAGCAUGAUGAGGUCAAGGCCUGCCACGCAGCAGAGGCAGAAGCUGUGGAAAAUGAGCUCAUCCGGAGCAGGGUGGAGUGGCUGAGGAGCCAGCCCCGCACAGUUGCAUCCUCAGAGGAGUGUGAUGCAGUGGCGUUCGCAGAAGAGACGUUUGUCUAGGAAAAAUAUGAGUGGGAGCUGUGACUGCUGACUCUCUCCAGCGUGCUGUGGAGCUUGUUCUAUAGAGGCAUGACCGAGGGGUGAAGAGCCCAACAGGCUGCAUGGGUCAAUAAGUCUAAAGUGAUGAGAUGUGCAAUUCAUGUUGGAGUUUGGGUUUGGUUGCUGUUGUCGUCGUUCUCUUUUUUUUUUUUUUU